Molecule: messenger RNA, 4405 nt
Organism: Apodemus sylvaticus (European woodmouse)
Lineage: Eukaryota; Metazoa; Chordata; Mammalia; Rodentia; Muridae
Gene: Thsd1
Product: thrombospondin type 1 domain containing 1
Exons: 5
Coding region: 304-2859 (851 amino acids)
Cellular component (GO): cell periphery
Source: RefSeq, a predicted model, not a curated record
AAGAUGCGCUGCCCAUGAGUGAGGGCGGGGCGGACCUCUUGCGCUUGACCCCCGCCCUCGGAGAGCCCGCCUCGGGGCGUGGUCCCAGGGAGCCUGGGAGGGUGCCCGAGCUCUGGACUCGGGCGUGCAGCUGCGGGACGGAAGAUGCUCGGCCAGUCACCCCGUGCCCGCUGAGGUUCCCCUCUCAUUUCCGCCGUGCCAGCCAGACCCGACCAGAGGUGCUUUGGGAAAAAAAAAAGACCUACAAUUUUAAUGUGAGAAAGGACAUGAGGAGUCUACAGGCCUGGGAUCUUCCAGAUCAGAAUGAAACCCAUGUUGAAAGACUUUUCAAAUCUCUUGCUGGUGGUGCUCUGUGACUAUGUCCUUGGAGAAGCAGAAUACCUCUUCUUGCAAGAGCCAGUCCAUGUGGCACUGAGUGACAGAGCAGUGUCAGUGGGUUUCCACUACCUCGGUGACAUCAACGGGACACUGAGGAAUGUGUCUGUCAUGCUGUGGGAGGCCAACACCAAUCGGACUCUUACUACUAAGUACCUCCUGACCAACCAGGCCAAGGGAACACUCCAGUUUGAAUGCUUCUACUUCAAAGAGGCUGGUGACUACUGGUUUGUAAUGAUCUCGGAAGUGACAGACAAUGGCACACAAGUUCCGCUCUGGGAGAAAAGUGCCUUUCUGAAGGUAGAAUGGCCUGUCUUUCACAUCGAUUUAAAUAGGACAGUCAAGGCAGCAGAAGGCACCUUCCAAGUGGGUGUUUUUACCACCCAACCGCUCUGCCUGUUUCCUGUGGACAAGCCAGAGAUGCUGGUGGACGUCAUUUUCACUGACAGUCUUCCCGAGGCAAGAACAAGUCUGGGACAGCCUCUGGAGAUCAGAGCCAGCAAAAGGGCAAAACUCACUCAAAGUCAGUGGGUCGAGUUUGGCUGUGCACCCAUAGGGGUGGAAGCCUACGUCACGGUCAUGCUGAGGCUGUUGGGUCAAGACUCAGUCAUUGCUUCCACGGGACCUAUUGACCUGGCCCAAAAAUUCGGAUACAAAUUGAUGAUGGCACCGGAGGUCACGUGUGAAUCUGUGCUGGAGGUGAUGGUACUGCCACCUCCUUGUGUCUUCGUCCAAGGAGUUCUGGCUGUUUACAAGGAGGCCCCCAAACACCCGGAAGAGAGGACUUUCCAGAUGGCUGAAAACAGGCUGUCCCCAGGAGAGAGGAGAACGCUGUUUAACUGCACUUUGUUUGACGUAGGAAAGAACAAAUACUGCUUUAACUUUGGAAUUUUGAAGAAAAGCCAUUUUUCUACAAAGGAAUGCACGCUAAUUCAAAGAAAUAUAGAAACUUGGGGACCAUGGCAGCCGUGGAGCCCGUGUAGCACCACGUGCGGGGAUGCCGUCCGAGAGCGUCGCCGCGCAUGCGUCGCUUCUUUCCCCUCCAGACCUAGCUGCUCUGGAAUGUCCUCAGAGACCUCUCCGUGCUCCCUGGAGGAGUGUGCUGUUUUCCGGCCACCAGGCCCAUCGCCUGUUCCACCCCAGGACCCGGUGAAGUCCAACAACGUGGUGACCGUCACAGGGAUAUCCCUGUGCUUGUUCAUCAUCUUUGCCACCGUGCUCAUCACUCUCUGGAGGAGGUUCGGCAGAGCCCCCAAAUGCAGCACCCCGGCUCGCCACAACUCCAUCCAUUCCCCUGGCUUCCGGAAGAACUCGGAUGAGGAGAACAUCUGCGAGCUGAGCGAGCCUCGCGGAAGCUUCUCGGAUGCGGGUGACGGACCUAGGGGAAGCCCGGGGGACACAGGCAUCCCACUGACUUACAGGUGCAGUGCAUCGGCCCCUCCUGAGGAUGAGGCCUCGGGCAGUGAGAGCUUCCAGUCCAACGCUCAGAAGAUCAUCCCGCCCCUGUUUAGCUACCGCCUUGCCCAGCAGCAGUUGAAGGAGAUGAAGAAGAAAGGGCUGACAGAGACCACCAAAGUGUACCACGUGUCUCAGAGUCCCCUGACAGACACUGUAGUGGAUGCCACGGCCAGCCCACCCUUAGACCUGGACGGCCCCGAAGAGGCAGCAGCAAGCAAGUUCCGAAUCAAGUCUCCAUUUCUGGACCAGCCUGGGGCAGGUCCCGGGGAAAGGCCCCCCUCCAGGUUGGAUGGCAUCGUGCCUCCGCCCAGCUGUGCGGUCAGCCCCAGCCAGACCCUGAUCCGCAAGUCGCAGGUGAGGUCGACCGGUGGGAGGGACGGCUCUUCGGAGAGGUGCCACUCCAGAAGUUCCCUCUUCAGGAGGACUGCUAGUUUUCACGAAACCAAGCAGUCUCGCCCUUUCCGGGAGAGGAGUUUGUCGGCCCUGAGUCCUCGCCAGGUCCCCGCCUACAGCUCCAGGAUGCGGACGUGGGACCAGAUGGAGGAGAGGUGCCGGCCGCCCAGUCGAAGUGCCCACCUGCUUCCAGAGAGAGCAGAACACUUGCCAGGGGCAGGGCGGAGCAGCAGUCCUCUGGGUCCGCUCUCCAAAUCCUACACCGUGGGGCAUCCCAGGAGGAAACUGGACCCGGGGGACCGCCAGGCGGGAUUGGUGGCAGGAGCUGAGAAAACAGAGUCUCACCGAGCUCACAGGGGACCGUCCCCGAGUCACAGGAGUGCCUCAAGGAAACAGUCUUCCCCCAUUUCCCUCAAAGAUAGCUACCAGAAAGUCAGUCAGCUGAGCCCUUCUCACUUCAGGAAAGAUAAAUGCCAGAGCUUUCCCAUCCACCCCGAGUUCGCCUUCUAUGACAACACCUCUUUCAGCCUCACCGAGGCCGAGCAGAGAAUGCUGGACCUCCCAGGAUACUUCGGCUCCAACGAAGAGGACGAAACCACAAGUACACUUAGCGUGGAGAAGUUAGUAAUCUAGGCGAGGAAGCAAGCGCCAGGGCUCACCCAGGGUCCUUCACCCAGGUGGCACUAUCCCUGCUCAAGUACUUGCGGUCGACCCGUAUUGUACAACCGUGGGAAUCAGUUCACCCGGAGGAUGUGUGCUUAGCCACGUGGUUUAAUGAAUCAGGAAGAAGUGAUUUAUCCUGAACUUUCCUUUUUCUUAUCCCGUUUCCAUUGGCUUUUUACUACUAAUAAAAUUUAAAUGGCAGGUGUAUGAUGCAUUUUGAACACUACACUGGAUAUUUCCAACUUGGGACUCUGGGAGCUUUUCCCAGGGAGGAGGCCCGGGGUGGGUGGGGGCUCCCAAUGCCUGGUGUGUAUGCAGAACCAUUGUCGGCAGGAGCUUGCUUGCAUCUUGCUUCCUGGUAAAGUGGGAACCAAACAAAGAAGCCUAAAUAUGGGGCUGCUUCUUUUGAAGUUUGUUACCAAGGUACCAAAUGGCAUAAUUCCUUUUCGGCCCAGUGACCUAACGACUAAUCAGCAUAAAUAGCUACAUAAUCAGCAUAAAUAGCUACAAGCUCCUGGUGACUUCCAGCUACCACGCCCAUCCUGCCUUUAGAUUGAUUUCCUUCUUUUAGCGUUUAUCAGGAUGUCGGGCAGCUGGGGGUGGAGGGGGUUCAGAUAGGGGGAAAUCACAAAUGUAAACAUGGUAGUUUCAAAAGUUAAUAUUUGCUCAACUGUCACCUGUGACUUUUUGUUUUUAAAUUAACAUGUGCUUCCUUUGGGACUGUUUCAGUGAUGACUAUCUGCUCUUCAGGAACUGGACGGGUGGAUUGUCCAGAGCAGUCUGACAGAUGCUACUCAUGGAUGAAAGAAGAGACGGGCUUGUUGCUCUCCAGUUUCUUUAUUUAUCUCACCAGAAAGCUUUAUUCUUUAUCCAAGUUCAUGGGCCUGUGGGUCAGCCUUUGACACAGAGAGCACAUAAUUGCUUGUUCCAGAUUUCCCAGAGAUUUCCCCAACAGUGUCAGUCUGAGACCAAAACAGUUUUGGAGAAGUGGAAAUUCAUGAGGAACACUAUGAGCUGAGAGGUUUCCUGUUAAGUGAUGCUUGCUGUCUCCCCAGCCCAGUGUUCUGGGGCUCCCACUAACAGUGAACCCCUGCCCCUGAGACAGAAAAGAUGCUUUAUUGCCGUUUUUAAUGCAUGAGUUGUAGAUUUCAGUAAACAGUUUUCUGUCUCUUACCACCGUAUCUUCGUGUUCUAAUCCCAGAAUCAGGGCUCAAUAAAGACAGAGUGGCCAACUAGUGAAAUGCCUUAAAACCAGUUGCGGUUGAAUUAGAAUGAUUUUUUUUAAAGAUUUAUUUAUUGUUAUAUGUGAGUACACUGUAGCUGUCUUCAGACACACCAGAAGAGGGCCUCAGAUCUCAUUACAGAUGGUUGUGAGCCACCAUGUGGUUGCUGGGAUUUGAACUCAGGACCUUCGGAAGGGCAGUCAGUGCUCUUAACCGCUGAGCCAUCUCUCUAGCCCUAGAAUGAUUUUUUAAAUAACACUUUACAUUGUAAAUCAUUAUAAAGGAAAUUUGUU